Chrysoperla carnea is the source of this 2895-nucleotide messenger RNA. It is a transcript of the gene GCS2alpha, whose product is annotated as neutral alpha-glucosidase AB. Gene Ontology annotation, biological process: carbohydrate metabolic process; N-glycan processing. The transcript is spliced from 16 exons. The coding region runs from base 25 to 2802 and encodes 925 amino acids. Gene Ontology annotation, molecular function: carbohydrate binding; alpha-glucosidase activity. Lineage: Eukaryota; Metazoa; Arthropoda; Insecta; Neuroptera; Chrysopidae. The record is from RefSeq and is a predicted model, not a curated record.
AGUAGUAUCAAAAUAAUAUUUAAAAUGGAGCUGCUAAAAAUAUUAACUUUAUUGUCUGUGAUCACAUAUACAUUUUGUGUAGACCAUGGUAAUUUUAAAACAUGUGCACAAUCGAGCUUUUGCAGAAGAUGUCGUGAAAUGGAACCAAAUAAGUCUCCAUACGUUUUAAAUUUCCCAUCAGCACAAAUAACACCAAACUCAGUACACGUAGAAUUGUGGAAUAAUGAAGAACAAGUAGUUUUUAAUUUAACUCUAUCUGCAUUAGUUGAUAAUACAUUCCGUUUACAAGUUGAGGAAGCUUCACCAUUACGUGAUCGAUUCCGUUCACUUUACGCAUUAAAAUCAGAUCCAGUUCUUGCUCAAUUAGAAAUGGUUUCACGUAAUGAAGAUGAAAUUACAAUAAAGAAUGGUGAUAAUGCAGUGAAGCUUAUUAGAAGCCCAUUUCGAAUUGACUUUUUUUCAGAUACAGAAUUUGUAGCUUCGGUAAAUGCACGAGGUCUAUUUAAAUUUGAACAUUAUCGUAAAAACGAUCAAAGUGAUCCUGCUGCUAAUGACGCAGAAAAUGCCGAUGCCAAUAGUGAAAAAAAGAUAACAGAUCCUGGAGCAUGGGAAGAAAAUUUCAAAUCAUUUAGAGAUUCAAAACCAUUUGGACCAUCUGCUGUUGCUAUGGACAUUACAUUCCACGGUGCUUCACAUGCAUAUGGUAUCCCUGAACACGCUGAUAGUCUGGCAUUAAAAGAUACCAAGGAUAAAACAGAUCCAUUUCGACAUUAUAAUUUAGAUGUAUUUGAAUAUGAAUUAGAUAGUCCAAUGGCUAUUUACGGUGCAAUUCCAUUACUUUACGCUCAUGGACCGAAACGAACAACGGGUGUAUUUUGGAAUAAUCCAUCAGAAACAUGGAUUGACAUAAAAUCAUCAUCAAAUUCUGAAAAUAAUGUAAUGAAUUCGAUUGUAAACUUUGUAUCUGGGCGUUCAAGUGAUGGCGAAGAAAAUAAAGAUAAAACAGUUGAAUCACAUUUUAUGUCUGAAAGUGGUGUGAUUGACGUUUUUUUCUUGCUUGGUCCUAAUCCUAAAGAUGUCAUUAGGGAGUACGCAAGAUUAACAGGAGUUUCACCCAUACCACAAUACUUCGCACUUGGAUAUCAUCAAUCAAGAUGGAAUUAUAACGACGAAGAUGAUGUAAUGUCUGUUUCUGAUAAUUUUGAUAAUUCUGACAUCCCAUUGGAUGUUAUUUGGUUGGAUAUUGAAUAUACUGAUCAUAAAAAAUAUUUCACUUGGGAUCCAAUACGUUUCGCACAUCCACGAAUUAUGCAACAAAAUUUAACAUCUCAAGGACGUAAAUUGGUUGUAAUUAUUGAUCCACAUAUAAAAAGAGAAAGCGGCUAUUUUCUACAUGAAGAUGCGUUAGCCAAUGAUUAUUAUGUUAAAAAUGCGGAAGGUGCAGUUUAUGAAGGUUGGUGUUGGCCAGGUUCAUCUAGUUAUUUGGACUUUUUAAAUCCAGUAGUUAUGUCAUACUACAGCUCAUUAUAUAGCUUAGAUAAAUUCCCAGAAGCAACAAACGAUAUGUACUUAUGGAAUGAUAUGAAUGAACCAAGUGUAUUUAAUGGUCCAGAAAUAACAAUGCCUAAAGAUUGUAUACAUUAUGGUAAUUGGGAACAUCGUGAAAUUCAUAAUACAUACGGAUUGUUACAAGUGAAAGCAACGUAUGAUGGAUUGAUAGCACGAAGCAAAGGUACAAAACGACCGUUUAUUUUAACACGUUCAUUCUUUGCCGGAUCUCAACGUUAUGCAGCUAUGUGGACUGGGGAUAAUUCAGCCGAAUGGUCACAUUUAAAAAUAUCAAUACCAAUGUGCUUGAGUGUCAGUAUUGCUGGUAUGCCAAGUUGUGGGGCAGAUGUUGGUGGUUUCUUUAAAAAUCCUGAUAAUGAAUUAAUGAUUCGUUGGUAUCAAGCUGGAGCAUUCUUACCUUUCUACAGAGCACAUUCUCAUAUUGAUACUAAACGACGUGAACCGUAUUUGUUUCCACCAGAAGUUCGUAAUUUACUUCGAGAUGCCAUUAGAAAACGUUAUGUCUAUUUACCGCUUUGGUACACAUUGUACCAUGAACAUGAAAUAUCUGGCCUUCCAGUCAUCAGACCAUUAUUUAUGGAAUAUCCAAGUGAUCCUGCAGUAUCCACUAUUGAAUCUACUUAUAUGGUCGGGUCGUCAUUGCUAUGUUCUCCUGUAACAAGCGCUGGUGCAAGCAGUGUCGAUGUAUAUUUCCCUGGUGGAAGUGAUGAAUUGUGGUACGAUAUUGAUACAUACAAACAAUAUAAGGGUGAAGGCACCGUUACAGUCCCAGUAGAUAUGGCAAAGAUUCCAGUCUUCCAAAAAGGUGGUACCAUCAUCCCAACAAAGCAACGUUACCGACGUUCGCUAACUCUAACUCACGAUGAUCCUUAUACAUUGAUUGUAGCUCUUGAUUCUAAGGGUGAAGCGAAUGGCACAUUGUACAUUGAUGACAAUGAAAGUUUCGAAUAUCAAAAAGGAAAAUAUUUAUAUUUGAGUUUCACUUUUAAAAAUAAUGUGCUCACUGCAAGACGGAUUGAUCAAGAUGCCACGUAUCCAGCUAAUUCUUGGAUAGAACGUGUUAUAGUAAUAGGUUACUCCAAAUCCGCACCUGCUGCAGCUUCAUUAAAAAUUGAUGGUAAAAAAGAUAUUAUCAAGUUACCAGUUACGUUAGAUGAAACACGUCAACAUAAAACAUUAGUUGUGAAGAAGCCGGCUGUCAAAAUGACUCAAACAUGGUCAAUAACCCUUUAAAAACAAAAUUUAAAAAAUUAUUUAUUCCAUAAGCAUUUUUUUUAAGAACUCAUUGUAAAAAAGCAUAAUAAAAUAGCUAGACAUUUUUUAAUA